Truncatella angustata is the source of this 1116-nucleotide messenger RNA. RefSeq lists its product as uncharacterized. The record is from RefSeq and is a predicted model, not a curated record. The transcript has 4 exons. The coding region runs from base 1 to 1116 and encodes 371 amino acids. Lineage: Eukaryota; Fungi; Ascomycota; Sordariomycetes; Amphisphaeriales; Sporocadaceae.
AUGACGGAUCCGAAGGGAGACGGAACGAUUUUACUCUAUGUUACUAUUGUGAUGUUGACAUUAAGUUGGGUGGUUGUGAUAGCACGGCUCGGAGUACGAAGAUGGAUCAACGCUUUCGGAACAGACGAUUGGCUCAUGUGCAUUGGAUUGGUCCUCUACACGGUUACAGCAUCUCUAGUCAUCGUCUGCUGUUACUAUGGUGCCGGCCAGAAACGAGCAGAUCUUGAGCCCAAAGUCAUCAUGCAAGGAACCAAACUCUUCUUCAUUGCCGAGUUCUUCUAUGCCUCUUGCACAGUACCUAUCAAAUGCAGUAUUUGCGUUUGUCUGCUUCGCAUAGCCGAUGCGCGCCGUCGGUUUGUAUGGACGCUUUGGGUCAUUAUGGGCAUGACGGCCAUUGCGUCCGUUAUCUUCAUCAUCGCAAUCGGAAACUUGUGUCACCCAAUAACGACUCUAUGGGGAGAGACCACCUACGGAGUCUGCAAUAUGAGCCUAAACAGCAAUGUCAGCUUCUUCUUUUCAGCCGUUUCGAUCGUCACGGACUGGUCGCUUGCCAUCCUACCGGGAGUGCUGUUAUGGAAUGUUCAAAUGAAGGGUAAAGUCAAGCUGUCUGUCGCUGUCAUGCUGGGUCUUGCCGCUUUUGCAAGUUGCGCGACCAUCGUUCGGCUACGUUUCCUGACUCUAUACGACGACAUAAAUGAGUUCAUGUUCAGCACUGGUGCUAUUGGCUUGUGGUCCGUUGUCGAAGAAGGCAUCGGCAUUAUUGCUGGCUCUAUGCCGGCUCUCCGCCCUCUGCUCAACCUCCCUGUCUUCGGUCGCAGCACCAACCGAAGCAAUCCAAACCAGCUGUCUGCUGGCCACUCUCGACUAACACCCAAUCCGAUGCAUCGACUUGACGAUCAGGCAAACGAAGGAGUCAAAAUGGAUACAUUCCGAACAGCAACCACAACUGAGUCUGGGCGAUCCCGAACUAAGCCGCGUGGUUCCUCGGACGACGACGGAGACAGUCAGAAGAAUAUAUUGAAAGAGACGCAGUGGACCGUGACUGCCGAGAGUACAUCAGCUUCGGACGACUGGGCUAGACAGCAGGUGCUUGGGUGGAAUAAUCGUAAAUUUUAG